CAUUGCCAAUCCAGACUCAGAGAUUCGUUGCUGUCAUCAUGCUGACCCAUGACUCACUGUCUGACACAAUUACUCCGCCACGAAAAUAGUACUAAGCCUCCCCUGGCCCACUUGAACACCCCCCUUGUCAUUGGUUGGGCCGUUUAGGAUGAAUCUAAUCCCACUGCCUCGCUCUGCUCCGGACAUUCAACUAUCCAUUCUGCAUCACCACCACCAUCACCAUGGCUACCUUCACCCCGUUACUCCCCCCACGCAUGGUUCCGCGCGACCAGUCCGGUCCCACGCCCCUCCCCCGGCCAACCUUGAACCCCCUCCCCAUGAUUCAGAGCAAUCUCACCCUCACCUCCUGGUUACUACUGGGCGGCUUGAUCCAAGGGAUAGCCUGCAUGGCUCUGGGUCCGCUAUCCCUCCUCCCCACCGUCCUCGUCCUUCUCUAUCGAACCAUCGACCAUGUCCUGAUGGCCUGUCACAUCACCCCGAAUCGCUACAUGACGGGCAACAUCCCCGUCAAACACAGCGCCCAAGCCCCGAACCCGGAUGGAACCUUUGGCAGUGAGCCCGCCUCCGAGGACAUUGUCGUCUUCUUGCUUGGGGCCCGCUGCAACCAUCCGCUGGGCAUGUUCGCUCCGGGCAUGAAAUACCUGGGCGACAGCGCCGGCCAGAUGAUGGAGGCCAUGCGGGCCAACCCGGUCAAGUACGGUCUCCUCGGGACCACGCACUGGCUCCGACAGGAGGGAAAUGAGUUCUUGACCAUCUUCUAUCUCCGCAGCUACGAUGCUCUACAUCGAUUCGCCCACGACGAGGAACACAUGGAGGGCGUGCGCUGGUGGUCGCGCGUCGCCAAGGAACAUCCCCACCUGGCCAUCUACCACGAGACGUAUCGGGUGCCCCGCGGUCACUGGGAGAACAUCUACAUCAACACCCAACCCACCGGCCUGGCUAAUACCUGGUUUCCCGUGCGCGACGAUGGCAAGGCCAACCAGGAGGUCGUCCACCAAUGGAUUCGGCCCGUGGUCGAUGCGCGCAGUGGUGUCUUGCGGUCGGCCAGCAAGCGGUUGCAGCUGGCUCACUUGGCGAAACGCGAACAGGAACACGAUGACAUGUAUAACCAGCCGGAUAACUAGUACUACGUGAAUUCAUACUCAGCAAUUUCUUCAGGAAUCCCUACUCUGCAAUGAAAAAAUCCAGGUUUUUCCAAUUUUCUGCUUUGUUCAGCCUCGCGACUGGCCCUAAGCACUAGCCGGACGGCGCGCAUUAGUUGCAGCACUAGACCAGUCCAAGCCCUGUCAUGCUGGGGCUGCUGGUCUUAAUACCCAGGAUUAUAAUUAGCUGUUGCGACUCGUCUUUC
Molecule: messenger RNA, 1348 nt
Organism: Aspergillus sclerotioniger CBS 115572
Lineage: Eukaryota; Fungi; Ascomycota; Eurotiomycetes; Eurotiales; Aspergillaceae
Gene: fmaE
Product: monooxygenase fmaE
Exons: 2
Coding region: 222-1124 (300 amino acids)
Source: RefSeq, a predicted model, not a curated record